This is a messenger RNA of Sus scrofa (pig), 1668 nucleotides long. It is a transcript of the gene VWC2, whose product is annotated as von Willebrand factor C domain containing 2. Gene Ontology annotation, cellular component: AMPA glutamate receptor complex. Gene Ontology annotation, molecular function: protein binding. The record is from RefSeq and is a predicted model, not a curated record. Lineage: Eukaryota; Metazoa; Chordata; Mammalia; Artiodactyla; Suidae. Gene Ontology annotation, biological process: negative regulation of BMP signaling pathway.
GACACGAGAGAAACACUGCUGGCCAGUGUUUUUCUGGGACUUGGCCUCCAUGUACGUGUCCGCAGUCUGGGACGUGUAGGAACCCUGGCCGUGCCCCGAUGCUGCCCCUGCCCGCGUGGUCCAGCGCGCUCAUCCAGGGAGCAGCCGAGCUGGGCGGCGCGGGGCCGGGUGGGGGCCGGGCGCGCGCGGGCCGCGGGGCUCAGCUGUGCUGCUGUUCUCUCCGCAGGGACGGCGGCUCCCGGCUGGCGGCGGCGCGCCCCCGGGCUGUGAAUGCGACUCGCCCCUCGGCCGCGCUCCCCGCCCGCCCGCCCGCCGGGACGCGGUAGGGGAUGCCCAGCUCCACUGCGAUGGCAGUUGGCGCGCUGUCCAGUUCCCUCCUGGUCACCUGCUGCCUGAUGGUGGCUCUGUGCAGCCCGAGCAUCCCUCUGGAGAAGCUGGCCCAGGCGCCGGAGCAGCCCGGCCAGGAGAAGCGCGAGCACGCGUCUCGGGACGGCCCGGGGCGGGUGAGCGAGCUCGGGCGCCCUGCGAGGGACGAGGGUGGCGGCGGCCGGGACUGGAAGGGCAAAGGCGGCCGCGGGCUGACCAGCCGGGAGGCGUGGAGCAGGCAGAAGCAGGCCUGGCCCGCCCAGGGCGGGGGCGCCAAGGCCGGGGACCUGCAGGUGCGGCCUCGAGGGGACACCCCCCACGAAGAGCCCCCGGCCGCCUCCGCCCAGGACGCCGCGGGCUCGGACCCGGGGCCCACGCUGGAGCCGCCGGAGGAGUACGCGUACCCGGACUACCGCGGCAAGGGCUGCGUCGACGAGAGCGGCUUCGUGUACGCGAUCGGAGAGAAGUUCGCGCCCGGCCCCUCGGCCUGCCCGUGCCUGUGCACCGAGGAGGGGCCGCUGUGCGCUCAGCCCGAGUGCCCGCGGCUGCACCCGCGCUGCAUCCACGUCGACACGAGCCAGUGCUGCCCGCAGUGCAAGGAGAGGAAGAACUACUGCGAGUUCCGGGGCAAGACCUACCAGACUCUGGAGGAGUUCGUGGUGUCGCCGUGUGAGCGGUGCCGCUGCGAGGCCAGCGGAGAAGUGCUGUGCGCGGUGUCCGCGUGUCCGCAGACGGAGUGUGUGGACCCGGUGUACGAGCCCGACCAGUGCUGCCCCAUCUGCAAAAACGGCCCCAACUGCUUUGCCGAGACGGCUGUCAUCCCAGCUGGAAGAGAGGUGAAAACAGACGAAUGCACCAUCUGUCACUGUACCUACGAGGAGGGGACGUGGAGGAUCGAGCGACAGGCCAUGUGCACGAGACACGAGUGCAGGCAAAUGUAGGGACCGGGCCCCCAGACCCGGGCGCUUCCCAGAAUCCUUUCCUGGCCUGGGCCAUCGGGGUGACCCUGGGACAUACGCCACCCACGCAAGGAGGAGACUCGCGAUGAGGAGUCAUGGCAGAUUUGGGGCACUUUUGCUUUUCUUGGGAACAAUGACUGCAAGAGAAGGAAAUGGAUCUGUUUCAAAACAUCCACACGGACCUUGGGCGUAAAAUCCGUCUCUAAAUAAAUGUGCUAUUUUCACAGUGAGUACACUAAAGUACACUAUUAUAUAUGAAAUGUAUUUCUAUAAUCCCUCUAUUAGAGAGCUUAUAUAAAUGUUUUCUAUAGAUACAGAUUAAAAUGCUGUGCUGUCCACUGUC